Messenger RNA from Fusarium pseudograminearum CS3096, 2511 nucleotides. RefSeq lists its product as uncharacterized. Gene Ontology annotation, cellular component: urease complex. The record is from RefSeq and is a predicted model, not a curated record. NCBI's taxonomy places the organism in Eukaryota, Fungi, Ascomycota, Sordariomycetes, Hypocreales, Nectriaceae. Gene Ontology annotation, molecular function: nickel cation binding; urease activity. Bases 1 to 2511 code for a protein of 836 amino acids. Gene Ontology annotation, biological process: urea catabolic process. The transcript has 5 exons.
AUGCAUCUGGUACCUAAAGAGAUCGACAAGCUAGUCAUCUCUCAGCUGGGAGCACUUGCACAGAGACGUUUGGCGAGAGGCGUCAAGUUGAAUCACUCAGAGGCUGUGGCUCUCAUUGCUAAUAACCUCCAUGAACUCAUCAGAGAUGGAAACCAUACCGUAUCUGACUUGAUGGCGCUGGGCGCGACGAUGCUAGGACGUCGUCAUGUUAUGCCCUCAGUUUGCGCCACCCUCCAUGAGAUUCAAGUCGAGGGCACCUUUCCAUCUGGAACGUACCUUGUCACAGUCCAUAACCCCAUCAGCUCAGAUGAUGGAGACUUGCGAAGGGCUCUUUACGGAAGCUUUCUUCCCGUUCCAGAUAACAGCAUCUUCCCCAUGGCAGCUGCUAAAGAGUACCAACUCGACAAACAACCUGGUGCGGUUGUGCCCGUCAAGACCAAAAAGAUUACUCUCAACGAGGGAAGAAAGAGAAUUCGUCUUCAAGUAACGAGUAUGGGAGAUAGACCUAUCCAGGUUGGAUCGCAUUAUCACUUUAUCGAGACUAACCCGCAGCUUGAGUUUGACCGUAUCCGCUCAUAUGGAUACCGUCUUGAUAUCCCAGCUGGAACGUCAGUGCGAUUCGAACCUGGUGACACCAAGACUGUUACUCUGGUUGAAAUUGGCGGCAAACGUGUGAUUCAUGGUGGUAACAACCUUGCAUCGGGCGUUGUCGACCUCUCGCGCGCUGAUGAGAUUCUUGCUCGAUUACAAAAAGCUGGAUAUGCUCACAAAUCGCACCCCGCAGGGGACAUGGCCCAUAUCGACCCCUUCCAGAUGGAUCACGCCUCGUACGCGACUAUGUUUGGCCCUACAACUGGCGAUCUUGUUAGACUUGGCAGCACAGAUCUCUGGAUCAAAGUGGAACGCGACGAGACCAUCUACGGCGAUGAGUGCAAGUUUGGUGGCGGAAAGACGCUACGCGAGGGAAUGGGUCAGGCGAGUGGACGAACAGACGCCGAGACUCUCGAUCUCGUAGUUUCAAACGCCCUCAUUGUUGACUGGACUGGUAUCUAUAAGGCAGAUAUUGGAAUCAAGGAAGGUAUGAUCGUGGCUAUCGGAAAGGCAGGAAACCCAGAUGUUAUGGAUGGCGUAACAGAAGGAAUGGUCGUCGGUAGCUGUACCGAUGUCGUUGCAGGCGAGGGGAAGAUUGUCACCGCUGGUGCAAUUGACUCUCAUAUUCACUUUAUCUGUCCACAGCAAGUACCCGAAGCACUUGCGUCUGGUGUAACCACCAUGCUUGGCGGAGGUACAGGUCCAAGUGCGGGAACAAACGCAACGACUUGUACUCCUGGCGUUCACUACAUGCGUUCAAUGCUCCAAGCAUGCGAUCAACUCCCUAUCAACAUUGGCAUCACAAGCAAAGGUAAUGAUAGCUCUCCCGAGGGUCUUCGUGAUCAGGUCAAUGCUGGCGCAUGUGGUCUCAAGUUGCACGAGGAUUGGGGCAGUACACCGGCGGCUAUAGACGCCUGUCUCAGUGUUUGCGAUGAGUUUGAUAUCCAGUGCCUUAUUCAUACAGACACGCUCAAUGAGGCUGGCUUUGUCGAGUCUACUAUCGCUGCGAUGAAAGGACGCACUAUCCACACAUAUCAUACCGAAGGUGCGGGGGGUGGCCACGCGCCAGAUAUCAUCUCUGUAGUAGAGCAUGAGAACGUGCUCCCAUCGUCCACCAACCCCACGAGACCGUUUACACUCAACACUCUGGACGAACAUCUCGAUAUGCUUAUGGUUUGCCAUCACUUGUCCAAGAACAUCCCCGAAGAUGUUGCCUUUGCUGAGAGUCGCAUCCGCGCUGAGACUAUCGCUGCCGAAGAUGUUUUGCACGACAAGGGCGCUAUCAGCAUGAUGAGUUCCGACUCGCAGGCAAUGGGGCGUUGUGGCGAGGUUAUUCUGAGAACGUGGAACACGGCACACAAGAACAAGGUUCAGAGAGGCUGGUUGCCUGAAGACGAGGGCACGGGAGCUGACAAUGCGCGUGUCAAGCGCUACGUGAGCAAGUACACUAUUAACCCAGCCAUUGCCCAGGGCUUUGGACAUGUUAUAGGAAGUAUCGAAGUUGGAAAAUUUGCGGAUCUAGUUCUGUGGGAUCCUGCAUGGUUUGGCACGAAGCCUAGCUAUGUCCUCAAGGGCGGGCAUAUCGCAUAUGCGCAGAUGGGUGAUCCUAACGCCUCUAUUCCAACGGUCCAACCCAUUAUUGCUCGGCCCAUGUUCUCGCCCCACUGCGCUUCUACAAGCAUUCUCUUCGUCUCAUCCGCAUCUAUCGAAACGGGUGCCAUUGCCUCCUAUGGCCUACGCAGUCGUGUCGAGGCUGUUCGCGGAUGUCGUUCUAUUGGCAAGAGUGAUAUGAAACAUAAUGAUACUAAGCCUCGGAUGCGUGUUGAUCCUGAAAGUUACACUGUCGAAGCUGAUGGGGAGAUUUGUGAGGCAGCGCCUGCAGACACCCUGCCACUUACACAACAGUUCUAUGUUUACUAG